Molecule: messenger RNA, 504 nt
Organism: Angiostrongylus costaricensis
Lineage: Eukaryota; Metazoa; Nematoda; Chromadorea; Rhabditida; Metastrongylidae
Source: the annotation of a GenBank genome assembly
AUGGGUGCAAUGUUUACUACCUUAGCCGCAUUCUCUGAUAUCGGUUCAGCUUGGUUACGAAUCCCAUUUACAAAUCAUACCUUCCUGGAUCGGUUGAGAGAUUGGACUGUGGAGUGCGUUCAAUGCGUUCAAUUGUGGCGCUCCGUUUCUCCACGCGAUGCUAAAGUGUGUGGUCCCCACGCGAAGACCUGCAAGGGCAGUGCGUGCUUCAUGCGUCAAUGCAAACAUUGCCCAGUUUAUCAAUACAUGAGCGGAUGUGUUGAUCUGACGCCAUGGCAAAUUGCCGACUUGGAGGUGAACCGACGGCGAUCCGAGCUACGAAUGCGGAGAGUAGGUGCGGUUCUGCUCUGUGAGGACACAUUCAAUCAGACAACUUGUAUAUGCAAUCGAAGAGACAAGUGUAAUUCCAUCCAUGCUCGACUACCAUUUUCGACCUACAGUGAGGGGAUCUUCAAAGGUGUCGUGAACUUCGACCAGAUCAUUGCCGAUUUGGAUCCAAGGUAA